UGCUAAAUGAGAAUGUUUGUGUACUUCAUGCAUAUGCUUAUGUAAUUAAGCAUCUAGUUUUUUUCUCUCUGGGAAGUACUUCUGCAAAUCAGCAGUCCAUAUACGAAGUUAAGAUGAUAUCAUCUGUUGUUUAAGAAAACCUUCAUGGUUGUGUCCAGCUGCCGAUAGGUGUUUACUUGAAAUUUAACACUGAAUAGUAGUUUGCUAAUCCAAAAGUAAAUGAGGAACUUAGGAAAAGAUUGCCAACUCCAAAUCAACACAGUUACACAGAAUUGAAAAAGAAGCGUACAGCUUCAUUUAAGGGACUUCUCUCUGAAAUGUUGGAGGAAAAACUGGAGUCAGUGCCAGAUCAAACAAGUUCAGAAGAACAAAUGGAGAACUCGUCAAAAGAACUACGCAUCUUGGAACAGAAAAGAGAAGACUUCUAUGCAGAAUUGCAACUUCAUCAGAAUUCCUCAGAAAACACAGAAUUUUUCAUCCAGGCAGAAGCUGAAGCACUGAAACUUUCAGAUUUGGCAAUAACCAGUCAAAGAAGAGGACCCCCAAAUAUGUGUGAUGAUUGUAAUUCCAGUCCUGGAGAAUUACGCACUGUAGAAGAAAAGGGUAAGAAGAUGCUCCCUGAAGUUAUAUCCUCAUGGAAGGAUGGCACAUAUGCAGGUGGAAAGACAGAAACUGCAUUCCUCCUAAAAGAACUGGACACUCUGAGGGCCAAAAACAAAAAGCUUCAGGAUAAGCUGUCUGAAAAGGACAAGGAGCUGAAGACAAUAAAACUGGACUUAGAACUGCAAGAGAGAGCUACAGAAGCUAAGAUUGCAGAAAAGAUUGCAGCUCUUGUGGAAGAAGUUUAUUCUGCUCAACGAGAACGUGACGAGGCCAUCAUGGCAAGGCUUAGAUUAGCCAAUGAAGAGAGAGAUGAAGCAUUUUUACGAGUCCAGCGGUUAGAAGAAUCUCUGAAAGAGCUAGAAAAUAUUAACCCUGAAGAAAAUGACAUGACAUUACAGGAAUUACUGAACAGAAUAAACAAUGCAGACACAGGGAUAGAUAUACUGAAGAACGGAGCUAUAAUUCUGAAUCGAAUACACAGGACCAAAGAACGUAAAAAGAAAAUAAUUGCUGAGGAAAUGACUGCAGUAAUAGAACAACGGGAUGCUGCUUUGUCUCAAUGCAAACGGCUAGAGCAGGAGCUUCAUCAUCUGAAAGAGCAGAACCAGACUUCAGCAAACAACACGAGACAUCUGACUGCUGAAAACAAUCAAGAACGUGCUCUGAAGGCAGAAUUGAUAGCCUUGCAACGGGAAAAAGAGGUGGCUCUUCAACAGUGCAAAAAAUUAGAAGAAGAAAUCCAGAGAUUGCAAGUAUACUACAGUUCACACAAACCUUUGUCUCAAGGGAUGAGCCCGAAGGACUGGCUUAACCAUGCUUUCAGUACUUCUGAAGGUAGACUGAAAGACAGGGAGGAUGUUGUGACCCUUACCUAUGGCCAGAUUGAAGAACUGGCAGCUCAGCUGCAGCAAGCUCAGUCUGAGCAGAAGGAUACUGAGUUGAAGCUCCAGAAGGCCUUGGAGACUUCAAAGGAGGCCAACGAAAAAGUUCAGAAGUUGGAAAGGCUGGUGGACGUCCUGAGGAAGAAGGUUGGAGCAGGGACCAUUAGGACCGUGAUCUGAUUGAAAGCUCUAGUCUAAGGAAGCAUUCACAUCUGGUGACCAGGCUGCUUCAUUCAGCACUGUGUAAACACUAAAGCCUUAACUUAGCAAACAGUUGUUAGAAGUGGGACACUCCAGCGACAUUCCAAGCUGAGAUAAAAUCAAAUCAUAAAUGUUUAACUACUUUGCUGCUGAGUUCUGUGAUUUGUUGAAAUGUUUCACUGCAAACAUAUAUUUGUUUUUAAGCAGAUGCAUUGUGGCUCUGUGUACGGUGAAAAAUGAUGUAGAUGCUUAUUUUAACAGUCUGUUCUCUCAGUGUUACUAGACUACAGUCUGAUGCAAUGCACAGCUAGGCCAUGUUUUCAAAUACUGCCAGCUUCAGGUGCAAAAUCCUGGAAAGCAGCUUCAAAAUGUAAAUUCCUUACGUUAUUUAUGAAACUGCAAACAGUCCAGAAUUGUAUGUUAAAUACAGUAAUUGAUAAAGUAGGUUCACAUUCAAGAAAUAACUCUAAACACUAUAUUGAAGAUUUUUUUCCUCCUUACUUGUAGCCCAUUGAAUUGUAGCUAGAAACUCUAGCUAUAUCUAAAGGAGGGAUAUACAUAUAGCUUUAUACAGCAAUUGAAUAACUACUGCUAGUACAUGGCAUUUUCAGCAUGCAUUAAAAAGAAAUGUACAGUUAGGUUUCACUGGAGGAACAGCUAGGUAAAUAAUCAUAAAUUGCUCUGUGAAAGCCUUGUGACACUGUGCAGAUUCUCAUCAGUGGGGAAGGUUUCCUGCAUUGUUUUUGGUCAGUCCUCUGUCCUUUCCUAUGAGGGGAAAUCCUUCAGAUGUUCAGAAAUCGCCUUACGGAGUCAAAACUCAUCUCUUCGGUAUAAGGUGAGUGGCUCACUCAUGCCCUACAGGAUUUUUUGCCAGCUUUAUCUUGACCUCUGAUUGCUCUGCAAUGCAGGAGUACCAUCCAGGUUGGGUUUGACGCCAGAAUGCCAACCCUCUGCUUUGCAUACCUUUGAAGUGCCUUGGGAGUGAACUUGAAGGUUUGAUACAAUCCUACAGGGAGGGAGGAGAUAGAGGAGUGGGGAGGAAAAUCUGGGGUACACAGUCAUUGUAGGCCUUACAGAUACACAGGGAGAGUUGGCUCUAGAGGGAGGAGCCAAACAUCUCCAUGUAUUCUGCAUGUCUUUGUCAAAUGAACAAAGGUGAGCGGAGAGGUCAGCUCGGUGCUCAUAGAAACCUGCUCAAGAAGGGCAUUUGUAAUCUCUAAGCAGCCCACAUUCAGUAAUGAAUCUCAGGAGCAUGGUGGGCUUUGAGCUAUGGCCAGGACUAGCCAGCUCAGUCAGGGUGUAUGUAGCUCCUAAGUCUUCUGCUUGGUCACUCUGCUGUGUCCUUAAUGUUGUUGUGCUGUCUUCCCUCUUAAUGUUUGCUUGUACAGAUGUAAUAAUAGGGCAGUCUACCAAGAGAAAAAAAAAAAUGAGGAAGAAAAUGAAAUUUCAGUUUGGGGUUGGGAGAGACAAUUCAAUGCUUGUUUUUCCAUUCAAGCAAUUCUACAUUAAACCAUCAUCAUCUGCAGACCUAAGCUCCUCUUAGUUUCACUCCACCACACCUGGCCCCUUGCAGGGAAAUGAGUAGCAUUCUUUCAAGACAAAUUUACCAAAGUCACUUCUAGAAACUUCUGAAGUGCUCUCUUUAAACUUUUGGAGAACACUGAGAUAGCCAGUGAGGCUAAAGUCUCCCCAUGACACCUACUCAGCAGGAAGAAAGCCUAAUACUUCCAGACCAGAAGACUGUCCACAGCACGAGCCCCUUCAUCCUCUCUGGUGUGCUUCUGUCCAGCAUUUGGACAACUCAAGUGCUGUCCUCUUUGAUCCUUAAAUCACUAAUUGAAAGACAAGAUCUGAGCUGUUGGUGCUGUUGAACCAACUCUGCUUUAGGGAGGUGGUAAGGAAGAAAUGAAAAUAAAAAACAUGAGGACUGCUGUGCUAGGGUAGAACAAAGGUCCAGCUAGCCCACAGACUGUCUUUGGCAAUGACCAGUAGUAGAUGUUUAGGAUAGGGUGUAAAACUGGGACAGCACUAGUGACCUUUCUCCCAGAUGCAAUUUGGCAUUGAGGGAGUUUCUGAGCCAAAAGUGGUGUCUGUAUUUAGCAGCAUUUUUUUCAUCACCUGUUUUUUAAUCCAUUUAAACUUUUAGUAUCUGCUCUUUCCUGUCACACUGACUGAAGAAAUAUUUCAUUUUCUUUGUUAUGAACAAGAUACAGUUAUUUGUUAACACCUUGUUUUUCUGUUAGAGAAACAAUGAACAACCAUUCCCUGACCAUACCUUUUCUUGGUCCCUCACGAGUCAGUAUUUCAUGUCAUUACCCCACCAUCUCUUUUCCAGACAGAAGCUCUAGUCUCUUAUAAAGAAGUUGUCUCAUGUUUUUAAUUGGCUUUGUCAUGCUAAUGUGUUUCUUUUCCAGUUCUUCAGUGUUUUUACUGAGAUAAAACCAGAUUUGUGCAAGGUAUUCAAGCUGUGGACAAACUGUGACUUUAUCAGCUCUCAUGAUUAUGUUUUCUUUUUCAUUCUCCAAGCCAUCUGUAAUCAUUUUUAGCAUUGUGCACACAGCUUUUGCUUUACCUAGUGAGCUGUCUUUACCUCAGCCCGUGAGUUCUCGCACUUCUACCUUUCUGAUUCUCUCCCCCAUCCCAUCUGGGGAGAGUGAGCAAGCAGCUGUGUCAUGCUGAGCUGCCUUCUGGGUUAAACCACAACAAUUUGACUUAUGACAGCUUGUGUCUUAUGAAUUAGUACUUUUAUAAUAAAAGUAAUUACUUUAGAUCUUCAUUUAUAAUAUUCAGCUCAGAGUUCAUCAUAGGUUGUACAAAGUCUGAACCAUUCUCUGAACACACAACUUCGCAUGAUGGGUAUCCAUGGCACCUGAUAUUUUAAUGUGCGUUCCCUGAUUGAUUUUCACUAUUUCCAUAUCUUCUCACAGCUCAUCUUUACUACUACAGUAGCAGAGUACAAUCACAAAUAUAACUGUUUCCAAAUUACCCUCUUUUUCAAGGUGAUUUCUUAGGUUGAACAGCAUGGGGUCUGGAAAAGAUCCGUGGAGAACUGCAAAGUAGCUUCCCUUUACUGUGAAAAUUAUAUAUUUAUUCUUAACUGUUGUUUUGAUCUAACUUUUAACUACAUAUUUUCCCAUAUAAAGAUCUUUCCUCAUACUCAUUUGUCAGCUUUGAUGAGGAAGCUUGUUUGCUAUUUUGGAAAUGCAAGUAUACUUAAUCAGGGCUUGCUUUCCAUGCAUGAAUAUGCUAAGUUCCUCCUCCCGCGGGUGUGUCAGAAUUCCUCACCUUCCCCCAAGUCCUUCCUCCUCUGAGCAAAUUGUCUUGUGAGUGCAGGCUCCAUACAGCAAGGCUGUUUGACCUCCCUCCUCUUGUGUCAGCUGGCUUUGUUUAGGAAAGUAGCAUCAGCCAGGCUAAAGCAGUCUAAUACGUGUACAUAAUACCUGAUUCUUUACAUUUAGAAGAUAAUUUUGUUUCAGAUUUUUCUGUUUAAAAUAUUGUACCUACGGUGAAAAAAUGCUUCCUGACCCUGUCUUACGUCUUGUACCAGGUAGCCUGAAAUUUAAUGACCUUUUAGUAAGUUUUUUUUUUUUAAAUCAUCCUGUAGAUAAAGGAUGUUGAAUCAUAAUUAAAAUAGGUAUUGAUUUUUAAAAUUAAUCUAGAAAAGUUUGUCUUGUUUGGAAAGGACCUUUGGAAAUUCACUGUGCUGAGAGGUGAAAAUUCAGAAACAGUUGGGCACUACCUCCUCCUUACUAACAACCUGGUGUGUGGUCUUCAGCAAAUCCCUUAGUGACAGUUGUAAAAGGUAUGCAAGCCCUCAAGAGGUACAUAGGCACCUUGGGGGAGCUUUCAAACACAUCUGUGCUGUUAAUGUCAAAACACUUUCGCUUCUUUGCCCACAGGAGUGAACGAUGAAGGAAGGUCACACAGCCCCAGUAACAGAGGCCCAGCCUUUAGUGCCUUCGGGUGAAUUUCUGGCCCUGAUGAACUCAGUCUGAGUUCUUCCUUUCAGUAUAAUGAGGGCAGGAACUCUGAUCUGGCAUGUAGAAAUAGGCAAUAAUGAUAACAUGGGUUAAUUGGCUUUUAUCUUACAGUUUAUUCAUUGAGAAGUGAUUGAUGUCUGCGCAGUGCUCUGAAGGUGAAGAAAAUGCCUGCCCCAUAUAGCAGACAUGCAAUAGUCACUCCUGUCCUAAUUUACAAGAGAAGGAUAAGAUUGCAUCAGAUUAACUAACAGGAGUAGCAAUUCAUUUGCCUCCCGAUGGAACAGCAGAGUUCAUGAUGAAAUGUGGUUCACCAUAGGCAAUGCUUAUGGUGGCGGUUGUAAUUACUGGUCAAAUUAGUGUCUUUGCUGUCUUGAGCACUGAGAUGUUCAGAAACAUCCAUCCCUUGUGAGAUUUUGUGUGUUUCUCUUGAUGAUCCUGCAGAACACUUGCAUUGGGAGCCAUUUCUGUUAUAUGCCAGGGUAAAAUAUGUAAAUAGCAUCAUGUUGGCUCGGGAUAAGAGCGUUAUUAAUGCUUUUCAGCACUGUAAUUAUAUUCAUAGUAAGCCUUCCCUAAGCCCACACUAAUUAACAAUAUUGUGACAAAUCAACUUUAACAGAAAAGAACUGUGGACCUUUAGUCAUUUAGUACUGUUUUUCAUUCAGCCCACAAUCCAAAACUGGUAGCAUGGUUUUCUAUACUAGUGUUGGGAAAACUACUGAUAUUUGAAAAGUUCAGAGCCAGCUCAGUCUUGUUAGCAGAAUCCUGUAGAUGAAGUCAGUUUGAUUCCUCUUUAAAUAUAUUCACAAGAAAGAUUCAUUAGUUAAUCAUUAAUGUAGGGGAAUAUUAAAACAGCUUUUAUAAAUAAGCCGUCAUAUUGAAAUAGUUUAGUAAUGUCAAUAUGUUGUCACUUGCACAUGUAUUUAUCUAUUUAUUCCAAAUCACAGAACACUUUACAAAUAUUCACCUUAAUUUUCAAAUUAAAUGGCUUUAUAAAUAUUCUUAUCAGGUGAUCAAGAGUUGUAACGUCCUUAAUCCAUAUACACAAAUGAACUUGCUAUUUAAAUGUCAGGAUUUCUCUGCGCCUUUAUUUUAUUCAUUUAGAAUAAUUCCAGAUGAAGGCUGAUAGGGUUAUUUUAUCUUCUUUUUAAUUUGUACCCCAAAGAUUUUUCUCACAUAUAGGAAUUAAAUGUGAGGCACAUUUAAAUCUCUGACUGGCAGUUUCUCUGAUUCAAGUCUUGCUGUGAUCUCAGCAUUACAUAUACUGACUCCUAUCAUAGUAAAAUUUCACAUCAGGUCUGCAGAGAUGGACUUUCUCUGUUUGUUCUUCUCAUGCAUUCAUAAAUAAAAUGCAUUCAUGAGUCCAAAAACAAAGUGGUGUUCUCAUAUUAGGUUGAUUAUAAGUCAGCUGUUGAGCUUCAGUGGUCUAAACAUUUCAUUCUUCAGUUUUGUUGGGAGCACACGUGUUCUGGGAGGCUUUUAAACAAAUACUUGAAAUGGUUGAAAGAUUUACAUUGCCAGUGCCUAGCUAAAUAUGUAGUCUUAAGAAAAGACAUGGUUUAUUUUGGCACCAUUUAAAAAACUCAAAUAUUUUAAACAUUUGUUAAGUUCGAGCUUGCACAUUUGAACGAAAAGUUUGCAUUCCAAAAUUGCAUCUCAGGUUACCUGUCUCUCUCUUUUGUAUUUUAUAAUCCCUUUAUUAAAAUAGUCUUUGCAAAAGAA
Molecule: messenger RNA, 7384 nt
Organism: Oxyura jamaicensis (ruddy duck)
Lineage: Eukaryota; Metazoa; Chordata; Aves; Anseriformes; Anatidae
Gene: MIPOL1
Product: mirror-image polydactyly 1
Exons: 14
Coding region: 318-1664 (448 amino acids)
Source: RefSeq, a predicted model, not a curated record